Molecule: messenger RNA, 849 nt
Organism: Strongylus vulgaris
Lineage: Eukaryota; Metazoa; Nematoda; Chromadorea; Rhabditida; Strongylidae
Source: the annotation of a GenBank genome assembly
UCAACUGGGCAAGCCGAAGGAGCUGAUUCUGAUGUAUAUUUAAAGCCAGUAGCAAUCUUCCCGGAUCCUUUCAGGCUAGGGGCCAAUAAACUCGUACUUUGUGAAACUUUGGACAACAAGAGAAAACCUACAGCAACGAAUAACCGGCAACGAUGUGCUGAAAUAAUGGAGAAGGCAAAGGAUCAACACCCAUGGUUUGGUAUGGAACAAGAAUACACUUUAUUAGACAUUGAUGGGCAUCCAUUCGGAUGGCCAAAGAACGGGUUUCCUGGACCACAAGGGCCAUAUUACUGCGGUGUUGGAGCGAACAAAGUUUAUGGACGUGAUAUUGUUGAAGCUCAUUAUAGAGCGUGUUUGUAUGCGGGUAUCAAUAUAUCCGGGACUAAUGCGGAAGUAAUGCCGGGACAGUGGGAAUUCCAAGUAGGUCCAGUCGAAGGUAUAGCAAUGGGUGAUCAGCUGUGGAUGGCUCGGUUUCUUUUGCAUCGAGUAGCUGAAGAGUUUGGUGUUGUUGCAUCACUUGAUCCAAAACCAAUCAAAGGUGACUGGAACGGUGCUGGAUGUCACACAAACUUCUCUACCACAACCAUGCGUGCUCCAGAGCAGGACACCCACAAAACUUCCAUAUCCUUGUGGAUUGAGAUUAUGGAUGCAAUCAACAAACUCUCCCUUGUUCACCCACAACAUAUUGCAUAUUACGAUCCUCAUGGAGGCAGAGACAACGAACGUCGUCUAACAGGGCUUCAUGAGACAGCGAAGAUUGAUCAGUUUUCACAUGGAGUCGCGUCAAGAGCUUGUUCAAUUCGCAUUCCACGUCAAACCGACGAUGAUGGCUGUGUAAGUUCUCUAUGA